Limulus polyphemus (Atlantic horseshoe crab) is the source of this 3117-nucleotide messenger RNA. RefSeq names its product ribosomal protein S6 kinase alpha-5-like. The record is from RefSeq and is a predicted model, not a curated record. NCBI's taxonomy places the organism in Eukaryota, Metazoa, Arthropoda, Merostomata, Xiphosura, Limulidae. The transcript is spliced from 15 exons. Gene Ontology annotation, biological process: intracellular signal transduction; regulation of DNA-templated transcription; protein phosphorylation. Bases 70 to 2829 code for a protein of 919 amino acids. Gene Ontology annotation, molecular function: ATP binding; magnesium ion binding; protein serine/threonine kinase activity.
GUUAAAUGACAAUUGUAACCACCUGAAACAGUUUGAUCGACAGUACUUCGAUAACAGCUUUUUAAUGUCAUGGCAUCAUCCUCUAAUAGCGAAAGUUCAACUUUGACGUGUAAAACUGUUACGCAUGAACUGAAAAAUGUCAGUCUGACAGGACAACAAAAAGUGACUGUGUCAAAUUUUGAGCUUUUGAAAGUGUUGGGAACAGGAGCAUAUGGAAAGGUGUUUUUGGUGAAAAAGUUGGGAGGUCAUGACCAAGGAAAACUCUAUGCUAUGAAAGUUUUGAAGAAAGCAAGUAUAAUUCAGAAACAAAAAACCAUCGAGCACACACAAACAGAACGUCAAGUCCUAGAGUUAAUUCGACAGUCACCUUUCUUGGUGACACUACACUAUGCCUUCCAGACAGAUGCUAAGCUGCAUCUCAUCUUAGACUAUGUAAGUGGAGGAGAACUUUUCACCCAUUUGGCCCAUCGUGGAAAAUUCUCAGAAGCUGAAACUAGGUUUUAUGUUGGAGAGGUUAUCCUAGCUAUAGAGCAUCUUCAUAAGUUAGGGAUCAUUUACCGCGACAUCAAACUGGAAAACAUACUUCUUGAUGCAGAGGGUCACGUUGUUUUGACAGAUUUUGGAAUGAGCAAGGAGUUCCUGCCAUGUGAAAAGGUAUUUCGAUCAUACUCUUGUUGUGGAACAAUAGAAUACAUGGCACCAGAAAUGGUCAGGAAUAGUAAUUCAGGACAUGAUUUUAGUGUGGACUGGUGGAGUGUGGGUGUUUUGGUAUAUGAGCUGCUAACAGGAAGUUCACCCUUUAGCUGUGAUGAGGAUAAAUCUUCCCAUUCUGAGGUAUCCAAGCGAAUUCUCCAUUCAAAUCCUCCUAUCCCACCAACUAUCUCUCCUGAUGCAAGAGACUUGAUAAACAGACUGCUAGUUAAAGAUUCUAGGAAACGGCUUGGCAGUGGACCCAGAGAUGCUUCAGAGCUCAAAUGUCACAAGUUCUUCCAGGGUAUGAAUUGGGAAGCCCUUAACCAAAAGAAAAAUCCACCACCUUUUGUUCCUCAUAUCACUGGAGAGUUGGACGUUGGUAACUUUUCUGAAGAAUUUACCUCUAUGGCUCCAGUUGAUUCUCCUGCAGUUGUACCUCUAUGUCAAGAAAAACUGUUCAAGGGAUACUCCUAUAUUUCACCAUCAGUCAUGUUUAGUCAGAAUGUUAUAACUGAUGAUUUCAUAUACCCAAUACCAGAGGGUAGACCUGACACUUCUCAUCUCCUUGCAGCAAAAUUUAAGAACUCACCUUUCUUCCAAAACUAUGACCUGAUCAUGAAGGAAGGGCUCUUAGGUGAUGGAAGUUUUUCCAUUUGUAGGAAAUGCAUUCACAAAAGUACAGGAAAGGAAUAUGCUGUUAAAAUCAUUAGUCGACGUGUUGACAGCAGAAGAGAAAUAAAACUUUUGAAACUCUGCCAAAACCACCCUAACAUAGUAAAAUUCAAGGAUGUGUUUUGUGAUGAGGUACAUACUUACUUGGUAUUAGAAUUACUGAAGGGAGGUGAACUACUAGAGAGAAUAAGGAAGAAGACUUGCUUUACUGAAACCGAGGCUUGUCAUAUUUUUCGGCAGCUCGUCUCAGCAGUUCAUUACAUGCAUUCCCAGGGAGUUGUUCAUAGAGACUUAAAGCCAGAAAAUCUAUUAUUUGCCAAUGAAUCUGAGGGAUCCUUGAUUAAAGUUAUAGAUUUUGGUUUUGCUCGUCUUAAACCUCAGGGAAACCAGACAAUGCAAACACCCUGUUUUACACUGGAUUAUGCUGCUCCAGAGGUGUUAAAGCAAGCCCUUUUGUCUCCUACAGGGUCUGGUGGAGCAGGUUAUGAUGAAUCAUGUGACUUGUGGAGUUUGGGAGUGAUUGUUUACACAAUGUUAUCAGGAAAGACCCCCUUUCAAUCUUACAGUCAAGAAGCAAGUACAGAAACAAUUGUUCAGAAGAUCAGAGAAGGAGAAUUUUCUUUCUCUGGUCCAGCUUGGAAUGUAGUCUCUCAGCAAGCUAAAGAUGUCAUUAAAGGUCUACUAACUGUUGACCCAAAGCAACGACUGACCAUGGCUGAGCUCCAAUAUCACUCAUGGGUCCAGGGACUUAAUCCAGGAAUUUAUUCUGCUGCACCUCUCAUGACCCCAGAUGUUCUCAGUUCUUCCUCCUCUCCACGAGCAGCAGAGUGUGCAAUCAAAGCCACUUUCGACGCAUUUCAUUUGGCAGCUCGAGGAGGAUUUCACCUCCAAGAUGUUUCAGCAGCUCCCCUUGCUCAGCGUAGAAAGAAAAAAGGAAGUUCUACAGACACUCGACGUAGUUCAACCAACAGUACUUGCUCAGAGUGUUCAUCUUGUUGUGACUUUUCCUCAUCUUAUGCUUCCUCUCCAUCACCAUUAUCAAAUGGAGUUACAGAUUUGGCACUAACCAGUGAAAGUAUAAAUUCUCCUGUAAGAACUGGAGAUACAGAUUCUGUACUCUCUUAUGGUUUUAUUCCAACAAAAGAUAUGUUUAAGAAGAACAGCAGCCUAUCAAAACAAGAAACUAAGUCUAUUUGUAAUUCAGAACUUCUUUUGAUUUCCGAGUCAACUUGCAAAAUCAAUGAAGCAGCAAAACUGCCAUUACCUGAUCAACAUGAUUCUGCUGUAGGUUUCAGCCUGCAUUUGAAUAAUAAUAAUAACAAUUUACAAAGUUGUCCUGAUGGUCUGUGGUCAAAUCAGAAGAAUCCUGGUAAGCGUGAAAGUGAAAACCAAGAACAAGACUUGGACCUUGAAGAUCAUAGGCAAGUGAAACGUUCUCGCACUGAAAACAUUGUUUUGGAAUGAGAAAAAUAAUUUGUUUCUUACACUUAACAUAAAUAAGCCAAAAGUAGAAAUAAUAAUGCAUCGUAAUGUAAAAUAUCUGAAACAUAAUAAUUUUAACAAUUAGAAAAAAGAAGUUGUAAAAUAAUGAUGAUUUGCAGAUAGAAAAUAUUGAAAUUUUAUAAAGCAAAUAUUCAAAUUUUGUAAAGAACCAUAUAGAAAAAUAGCAAAGUGUCAAAUAUUAAAAACUAAAAUAAGGUAUAACAUUGAAAAAUUAGAGAAAACAUAAGUAUUCAAACAAAAGAAAAUAAU